AUGAUCGGCAGUUCGAGCUCAGAGCAACAAGAGAAUCAUGGGGAAAGCCUGUGCAUUGCACUUAUGAGAGAAGAUUGGACGACGGUCUUGCAAAUUUUUGAAAACCAACCACAGAUUCAGGAUAGAAAGAUGGGUGAUAUGAUGAAGGCAACAAAUGAGAUACGUGGUUCGCGCCAUGAUGAUGAGUCGUGGUCCGACACAGCUUUGCACUGGGCUAUCGCUAAUGGGGCACCAGAAGAUGAAGUAGUUGAGAAACUGGUGAGUGAAAUAGAGAAGACUGGUAAGGCAUUGGAGACUCUGAAAGCUAAGAAUAGUCGAGGAGAUACCCCUUUGCACUGUGCAGCCUCACGUGGCUCUGACACCAUUUGUCGUCGCAUCACACGUGUCCACGAGUCAUUGGUUUGUGAGCGUAACAAUGAAGAAGAGACACCUCUCUUCUUGGCUGCUCUUAACGGUCACCAAUCGGCCUUCGAUCAUCUCCAUUCAAUUUGCCUAAAGGUGGAACUGUCGUUACCCCCCGAAAUCUGGACAAGAAAAAACGGAGAUACUAUACUUCACUGCACCAUUCGGAGAAAACACUUCGGUCAGCACAUUUAA
Prosopis cineraria is the source of this 597-nucleotide messenger RNA. RefSeq lists its product as uncharacterized. The transcript has a single exon. Lineage: Eukaryota; Viridiplantae; Streptophyta; Magnoliopsida; Fabales; Fabaceae. Gene Ontology annotation, molecular function: protein binding. The record is from RefSeq and is a predicted model, not a curated record. The coding region runs from base 1 to 597 and encodes 198 amino acids.